AGGCCCUGAGUGGCUGCUGUAGUUUCCUGUGUGUCAGACUUCCAGUAAUGAUUAGUGUCACUUUUACCUCCCCAUGCCGUCACAGUGUGUGUCAACACGCUUUCUUCUGACACUUAACGGCAUCAAGACCAAACCAAGGAGUAUAUUCAGCGAAACUCAAGAGGUUUGCAAUGGUGCAAUGUCUGGUGUUCACACUGCUCUGGGUCUGUGCUGUGGCACUGCUUUCCCUUGGGAGUACAGAGAGAGUAUCUCAAACGACUGAGCCAAGGUUCUCUAGGAGCACAGACCCGACGGCUGAGACAGUUACUUUAGGACCAGUUGAGACCCAAAGCCCUGAUACACACACACAUCAGAGCAUAGAAGAAGAACAAGAACCACUUCCCUCAGACCCCUGUCAGGAUGACGAGUUGGAUAAGAGGGUGUACCAGAGGGAUUCUCAUGGUGUUAUGCAGCUGGUUCAGGGAGAGGACUACAAAAACACUUGCAACCUAUCAGACACUCCAGGUGAACAGGCCCACUGUCUUAUCUACCCUACCAAUCAACUCAACUGCUCCUGGAAUUUCCAUGGUCUCCCUAACGACAGCCAAUUCUACACCUCCGUCUUUGUGUGUAAGAAAACUGAGAGAAUCUCCAGUGUGGACUGUGUCACUGAGGCCAUAGGAGGCCAAGGAGCCCAGGGAGGGACUGGAAAGGCUGACCGUGUGGUUGGAAAUGUGUCUGCUGGGUGCCAAGGCAGUGUGGACAACAGCGCCACCUCGGUGAUCCUGACUUUCAACGUGUCAUGCUCUGACGUGUGGGGCAUCUACACCCAUAAAUACCAGAUCAAAGAUAUUGAUGUGCUGCGCCCGCCUCCCGACAUCAACCCAGCCUGGGUCAGAGAGGGGGUUCUGCUGGUGCAGUGGGGUCUCCCAUCCAGCCGGUCACGCAACAGAGCCAGCUGCUUCCACUACCAGCUACAGAUCAAUGACGAGGUAAGGGACUUUAAGGAUGGACUGACAUACAAUGAGACCAACUUAGACCCCACACAUUCACACGAUGUGAAGAUGAGGGUGAGGAAGAGUAAAACCUGCAGAGGAUCUCAACACUGGAGCAGCUGGAGCAACACCACCAAGGUGGCCCCGUUUGAAUUUCCCAAUCAGCUGAACUCUCUGGUGGUCGUUGGCAUCGCUCUGGGAAUACCCAUGAUCCUCCUGUCUCUGCUGCUGCUGAUUCGACUCCAGAGGGAACGUCUGUUUCCCCACAUCCCUGGUCCCCCACUGAAGAUUAAACACCUCUUGGAGAGAGACGACCAGUUUCAGUUUGUCCCUCAGGCCCUGCAGCCCAAAUUUGUUGAGGAGAUCACAGUGGUGGAGGAAGCUAAGGAAACACCUGUGAAUUUGGCCAGUUAAACAAGAUGGCCUGUUUAAAGCCCAAUCAUCCUAAUUCCCUAGAGUGGAUGCUACUUAUUGACAUGCAUUGUUCUUACAUGCUUAUUAGUGUCUACUCAAUUGUUGUAAUGUGCUCAGCUUCUUACCAGUGUUGUAGUUCUCAAGACCGAGACCAGUCCAGUCUUGAGACCACAUAUUGGUCUUGUCUUGGUGUCAGCUACAUUCGUACUUGGUCGUGACUCGGUCUCAGACAGUGAAGACUCAUCAUUUCUUCCCUAGACCAGCGGAGUAAAAACACUCAAACAUAUACACUCCUUUCUUGAAACAUUAUCUUAACAACCUUUAUCUAUUAUAGACAUGUUUACGCAGUGGUGAACCUAUAGGUCUUCAGGGUGUGACAGGUUAGGACAGUGGUGAACCUAUAGGUCUUCAGUGUGUGUGUGACAGGUUAGUACAGUGGUGAACCUAUAGGUCUUCAGUGUGUAACAGGUUAGUACAGUGGUGAACCUAUAGGUCUUCAGUAUGUGACAGGUUAGUACAGUGGUGAACCUAUAGGCCUUCAGUGUGACAGGUUAGUACAGUGGUGAACCUAUAGGUCUUCAGUGUGUGACAGGUUAGUACAGUGGUGAACCUAUAGGUCUUUAGUGUGUAACAGGUUAGUACAGUGGUGAACCUAUAGGUCUUUAGUGUGUAACAGGUUAGUACAGUGGUGAACCUAUAGGCCUUCAGUGUGACAGGUUAGUACAGUGGUGAACCUAUAGGUCUUCAGUGUGUGACAGGUUAGUACAGUGGUGAACCUAUAGGUCUUUAGUGUGUAACAGGUUAGUACAGUGGUGAAUCUAUAGGCCUUCAGUGUGUAACAGGUUAAUACAGUGGUGAACCUAUAGGCCUUCAGUGUGUAACAGGUUAGUACAGUGGUGAACCUAUAGGCCUUCAGUGUGUAACAGGUUAAUACAGUGGUGAACCUAUAGGUCUUCAGUGUGUAACAGGUUAAUACAGUGGUGAACCUAUAGGUCUUCAGUGUGUAACAGGUUAAUACAGUGGUGAACCUAUAGGUCUUCAGUGUGUAACAGGUUAAUACAGUGGUGAACCUAUAGGACUUCAGUGUGUAACAGGUUAAUACAGUGGUGAACCUAUAGGUCUUCAGUGUGUAACAGGUUAAUACAGUGGUGAACCUAUAGGUCUUCAGUGUGUAACAGGUUAAUACAGUGGUGAACCUAUAGGUCUUCAGUGUGUAACAGGUUAAUACAGUGGUGAACCUAUGUGUGUAACAGGUUAAUACAGUGGUGAACCUAUAGGCCUUCAGUGUGUAACAGGUUAAUACAGUGGUGAACCUAUAGGCCUUCAGUGUGUAACAGGUUAAUAAAGUGGUGAACCUAUAGGUCUUCAGUGUGUAACAGGUUAAUACAGUGGUGAAUCUAUAGGCCUUCAGUGUGUGACAGGUUAGUACAGUGGUGAACCUAUAGGCCUUCAGUGUGUAACAGGUUAAUACAGUGGUGAACCUAUAGGUCUUCAGUGUGUAACAGGUUAGUACAGUGGUGAACCUAUAGGACUUCAGUGUGUAACAGGUUAAUACAGUGGUGAACCUAUAGGCCUUCAGUGUGUAACAGGUUAAUACAGUGGUGAACCUAUAGGUCUUCAGUGUGUAACAGGUUAGUACAGUGGUGAACCUAUAGGACUUCAGUGUGUAACAGGUUAAUACAGUGGUGAACCUAUAGGCCUUCAGUGUGUAACAGGUUAAUACAGUGGUGAACCUAUAGGUCUUCAGUGUGUAACAGGUUAGUACAGUGGUGAACCUAUAGGACUUCAGUGUGUAACAGGUUAAUACAGUGGUGAACCUAUAGGCCUUCAGUGUGUAACAGGUUAAUACAGUGGUGAACCUAUAGGUCUUCAGUGUGUAACAGGUUAAUACAGUGGUGAACCUAUAGGCCUUCAGUGUGUAACAGGUUAAUACAGUGGUGAACCUAUAGGCCUUCAGUGUGUAACAGGUUAAUACAGUGGUGAACCUAUAGGCCUUCAGUGUGUGACAGGUUAGUACAGUGGUGAACCUAUAGGCCUUCAGUGUGUAACAGGUUAGUACAGUGGUGAACCUAUAGGACUUCAGUGUGUAACAGGUUAAUACAGUGGUGAACCUAUAGGCCUUCAGUGUGUAACAGGUUAAUACAGUGGUGAACCUAUAGGUCUUCAGUGUGUAACAGGUUAAUACAGUGGUGAACCUAUAGGCCUUCAGUGUGUAACAGGUUAAUACAGUGGUGAACCUAUAGGUCUUCAGUGUGUAACAGGUUAAUACAGUGGUGAACCUAUAGGUCUUCAGUGUGUAACAGGUUAAUACAGUGGUGAACCUAUAGGCCUUCAGUGUGUAACAGGUUAAUACAGUGGUGAACCUAUAGGCCUUCAGUGUGUAACAGGUUAAUACAGUGGUGAACCUAUAGGCCUUCAGUGUGUAACAGGUUAAUACAGUGGUGAACCUAUAGGUCUUCAGUGUGUAACAGGUUAGUACAGUGGUGAACCUAUAGGACUUCAGUGUGUAACAGGUUAAUACAGUGGUGAACCUAUAGGCCUUCAGUGUGUAACAGGUUAAUACAGUGGUGAAGCUAUAGGUCUUCAGUGUGUAACAGGUUAGUACAGUGGUGAACCUAUAGGACUUCAGUGUGUAACAGGUUAAUACAGUGGUGAACCUAUAGGCCUUCAGUGUGUAACAGGUUGGUGAUUCUGAAAGGACACCACUGUACUAACCUGUCACACACUGAAGACCUAUAGGUGGUGUAGUGGAGUAUAUGCAGGUAUUUGUUCAGUGGGCAUUGCCUAUACUCACUUAAUCCUAUUGAUGCGUAUCAAAGUGGUGUAGGAGGCAGUGGCGACCCAUCAUUAAGGGCAGUUCUUCAGUCCCACCUGUUUAGCAGGGGGUGUGCCUGUUUUGCAUGUUAUUUUGUCAUUAAUAUGUGUCACAUAUCAGUUUGAAAAAAAUGAAUGAGUUAAUAAAGCUUCAUACAAACAUGG
Messenger RNA from Oncorhynchus keta (chum salmon), 4367 nucleotides. RefSeq lists its product as uncharacterized. Gene Ontology annotation, molecular function: protein binding. NCBI's taxonomy places the organism in Eukaryota, Metazoa, Chordata, Actinopteri, Salmoniformes, Salmonidae. The transcript has 11 exons. Bases 171 to 1388 code for a protein of 405 amino acids. The record is from RefSeq and is a predicted model, not a curated record.